CCGAAUUGUGUGAACGUGAGUGAUGGGUCGAAUGCUUUCUUCGGUGACGGCGGCGGCGGCGCUGUGGGUCGUCGCGGCAUUUCUCUUGGCUGGCGUGAAUGCAAAUGGAGGUGCUGAGUUACUGACCGAAGACUCCUUUGAUGCCCGUACGAGCAGCGGCGGCGUCUGGCUAGUCAAGUUCUACGCUCCCUGGUGCGGCCACUGCAAGUCCCUCGCGCCCAUCUUUGACAAACUCGUGUCGGACGAAGCUCUCAAGGGACAGGAUGUGCAUGUGGGCAAGGUGGACUGCACCGUGCAAAAGACCGUGUGCCAACGCUUCGACGUUAAGUCGUACCCCACGCUUAAAGUCAUCACGAACAGCUUGUCCUUUGACUAUGCCGGUCGCCGUGAUCGCGACGCGCUGGUAGAGUUUGCUCUCGGGGGAUACAAGUCGUCGCUUGGCGAAGACGUGUUGUCGCUCGCUCAAUUCCAGGAAAAAGCCCGCCGCGAAGAGCAGGAACUCGUCGACGCGGAAAAGGCGAGCUUGGUCGUGACCCUGUCGUCCUCGUCGUUCGACGACCAUGUUCAUGAAACGUCUGAACCGUGGCUGCUCAAAUUCUACGCCCCAUGGUGUGGCCACUGCAAGCGACUGGCGCCCGUGUGGGAUAAAUUGAGUGCCGACUUGCAUGCCAAGCACGACUCCACGCGCGUCGGCAAGGUCGAUUGCACUAAGCACCGCCGCGUCUGUUCUCGCUUCAACGUGAAUGGGUACCCGAGUUUGGUGUACGUGCGCAACGGCCAAGUGUAUCCGUACGAAGGCGCGCGAUCCCUCGAAGGGUUCCACGAGUUUGUGACAACGGGGUACUCCAAGGUCGAGUCCACGGGCCCGAUCCCAAAUGAAUCGUUUGUGGGGUCGAUUGUCGAUACGAUUCUGGAAUGGGCAGUAGAGCACACGAUUUGGGCUGUGUUGGCCGGCAUUCUGGCGCUCGCGCUCAUCGUAGCGUUGCUCGUGGCGUUGCUCGACUAUUGCAUGGGCGACGAAGAGUACCAAGUGCCCCAUCACCGCCUCCAGGAAGCGGAAGCGCUGCUGCAGCAAAAAACGGACGACCAAAAGGUUGUGGACGGCGAAAACAAGACCGAUUAACUCCCACAAGUCAAUCCCCGUUGUUACGACGGGGUUUCACAUCGAAGCAGAUGAUUCAGAGUUGAACCCCUUCAUGGGCGAGGGAGGGAUGGUGUUACUUCAACACCAGGGUGUUAUGUUUGGUAUCAAGUGCGUAUGAUUCUAG
Molecule: messenger RNA, 1268 nt
Organism: Aphanomyces astaci
Lineage: Eukaryota; Oomycota; Saprolegniomycetes; Saprolegniales; Verrucalvaceae
Product: protein disulfide-isomerase domain
Exons: 8
Coding region: 23-1123 (366 amino acids)
Biological process (GO): protein folding
Cellular component (GO): endoplasmic reticulum
Molecular function (GO): protein disulfide isomerase activity
Source: RefSeq, a predicted model, not a curated record